Prorocentrum cordatum is the source of this 2907-nucleotide messenger RNA. Lineage: Eukaryota; Dinophyceae; Prorocentrales; Prorocentraceae. The record is from the annotation of a GenBank genome assembly.
AUGAUGUUGGACGACGCCGACUGCGUGCUCAGCCCCGCUGGCGGCGGCGUCGAGUCGUCUGACAACGAGGGCGCGGCGUCCAAGUCCGCUGGCAAUGAGGAUGACGACGAGGGACGGGGUGGUGGCAGAGGCAAAAAGAACGCCGCCAUUCCAGGCGAGGCCAACAAGGGGGUCAAGCAGACGAUCGAUAAGGAGAAGAGACAGGAUCGGGGGAAAUACGACUCUGGGAAGCACUGCUCACACAAGUUCUGCGAGAAGCUGAAUGGGGGAAUCAAGCCAAAAGUUAAGGGCUCAGAUAAAUGCAAUUACUGCAAGUCGAACGUUCAACGUGCCAGGCGCGUAGCGGCAGCCCAGGACUGUGAGGAGUGGUUCAAUAGAAAGGAGAAGGAUAACGACCAGGAGUGGACGGACAUUAUGACGGAGUUCAUCACGCAGUGCCCUGCCAGCUCGGGGCGAGUCAAGCCAGGCCAGUUCGACAUGACAAGCUACGUCGAGUCAAAGGUCGCAUCCUCGGGUCUGGAGACGUGGGCAGAGGGCGAUUUCAUGACGCUGGAGGCUUUCUGCGGGUUUUGUGAGACAGCGGACGGUGGCAGCAUCAAGGACCCUGCGAAGAAGAUGGCGAAGUGGAACCAGCUCAAGAAGAACCCGAGGGUGAAGCCGAGGUUCGCGCCAAAUGGUGAGAUAAAGCUGCCCGUGAUCACGAAGGACAAGUUCAAGUUUUACAAUGACCAACGUGAUGAGCAUAGGAAGCGGUUGAAGCUUAGUUCGAGUGCAGUUUCCUACUUGCAGAAGCAGGUUGACGAAGCGACCAUGGAAGCCAAUCGCCUGGAGAACGAGGUUAGCCUCAUGAAGCAGACGCAUGUCCCAGACAGCCGCCACUUCAAGACCUUCAACAAGUACUUCCAACUGGCAAAUAUCCGUCUCGAGCUGCACAAAGCAAUGACUACCUCGCCAGAGAAGAUGCAGGCCAUCAAGGAUCGGUGGGACAAGAGUAAGAAGACUCAGACCCCCAAAGCAAAGAAGGAUGAAGGUCCCAAAGAAGCUUUCGAUUUGCCCGACGGGUCGAGGAUUGCCCCAGUGCGCCUCUCCGAUCUCAACAAGUUCGAUGUCCUUGUGGCUACGCAGCAGACUCCAACUGGGCCGAAGGAUUCAGCAUGGAAUGCCGACGACUUCUGUUUCAGCGUCGUGGUCAAAGAUAUCCCGGGCAACGCUACUGGAAAUGUGAUCGUAGCGCCCGUGGCCGACACGGACUGCGUGGAGGACGUGAGCAUCGAUAGGCUUUUCAAGAUCCUCAGGCGCGGCAACAACCUUUCAGCAGAGGAGGGGGAAGAGUCAGCGAAGACAGAACUACGAGAGAACUCAAAAGGCGGCGCCGCAGGGAAGACCGAGUGCAAGGGCGAAGCUGCGCCCGCAGAAGAUAUACCAGAAGAUCAAGACGUGGAGACCACGGACAAAGGCGGCAUGGACGAGAAGAAAGAUGAAGCUGCGAACACUGAAGGCGGCAGUGCUGCGGACAAGAAGCCCGAGGACGUGGAGCCGAUUCAGGCCGCCAAGGGUCAGGAUGCGACGCCCGAUCAAGACAAGCUUGACGGCGACGCAGGCAAGCAGAGCGGUGAGAUGGACAAAGCAGGAGCAAAGAAAGGUCCUUCUGAAGUGCGUGUCAAAGUUGAAGUGUCAGAGCUCGAAUCCUCUUCCCAAACACCUUCGAAGGAAUUUGAUUCAGAACCUCCUGUGUCGCUGCCCGCGCUCCGUGUACUGGACACAUUCUCUAAUCUGUUGGCCGCAAAUGAAUCAGCCUACGACUUCUGCGUCAAGGAGGAAGACUUCAAGGAAGCAACGGCGCUCGUCAGCAAGCGCAAGGCUGCUCUCAAAGAGCUCAUCGACAAUAUGAAGUGCCUGCGCAAUGACAUGGUCACCAAGCACAAGACCGCACGCACCAACGACGCUGCACAGAAAGCAGGGCAGGGCAACAGUGUCAAAGGCAAAGACAAGGCCGACAGCGCCAGUGACAGCACCAUUCGCAUCAUCGACUACUCCUUCAAUAUCACAGAGCAGAUGUUCACUCUUUCGUCAAUGGAUGCUUUCAUCGCGGGGAAAGACACUGUGGAUUGGAAGGUGCCGUUCUUGAUCCAUGCUGGGCGAGAGUUUGUCAAUGCUUUGCGGGACGACUCGGUGCUCAAGAGUACUUUUGAUUCAUUCACUGCUGGCUUCGAGGGAACGGAGAGGGAGACCAAGCCGCCUGGUCGCGCGCAGUUGCACGUAGAGGAGGGGCUUGCCUUCGAGGAGAAGUUGAAGGAAGCAAUCGAGCAGCUGGGCACGCCUCCGGACCUUCUGGACAAAUUCGAUGAUGACAGUCUCAAGCUACUGGACUCGCCUGACCAAAAAAAAUGGAUGACGACUCCGAGUGUUUACGGAUUUGGCAGCAAAACAUAUUAUGCUGGCUCGGAGUUCCUUUCUACGGGGUGCCUCCGCGUGCAGUUUGACGGUGCCCGCCGCGUGGCGAUCGUGCCAUAUGACAAACUACGCACCAUGUUCAUGGACUUCAAGAAGAUCAAGGACGAUUCAAAUAUUCGGUACGAUGAUGUCCUGAAGUGGUUCAAAGGCCAGCAUCCCUCCCGUUUCUGCAGCACGGCAGCCAACGACUCGACCAUCUCCUACGGCAUCGCGAUGCCUGGUGACAUCAUCUGGACUCCACCAGCGUGCAUUGUGACGGAAUGCGCCCACCAGGAGAUGCGGGGCUGGGGGUUGCGCAUCCCGAUGAUUAACAAGGCAGGCAUCGGGAACGCCUCGAUCGACCUGAUGAUCAAGGAUAUGGAGGGGGACAGUCGGCGGUCGUGCGGCCACUUGAAGGCCAUGAGCUUGGCCAUGAAGGGGCCCGGACCCGGGGCUGCGGCGGCGCCUGCGUAG